AUUUCUGGAGAGGAGAGGGAUUGUUUGAGAAUAACCUUUGCAUUUUAGCAUAUCAUAUAAUUUUAGCAAUGGACAAGAAACAAAGUGUUCCUGUACUUUACAUUCAUGGAUCAAAGUUUAUAUUAAAAAGCCACUUGAAAAAGAACUGUUCAGAAACAAUUGAUGUAUUUCACUAACACAGUUUUCAAUGAGCAACAUGAUACAAGCUCUGUGGAAAAAAGCAGUCAUAUUUUUAGUUAUAACAAUUGCUAUUCUACAAGUAAUACAUAUGACUUUGCUAAGUAGACUAGAAGCUCGUAAGAAUCAGCAUCGCCAAAGAGAAGCUACUUCCAGAGGAUGGGAAUCAAAUGCUCGUAUAUAUCAUGAAACUGAAAUCCAGAAAGACAGGGCCAAUAUGAUGCGAUCAAUUCACCAAAGCAGUGUUCUGGACUCUUCGGGGGAAUUCCACAUAAUAAAUUAUCUCAUUACUGGGGAACUCAUGAAAAAUCGUAAUCAUCCAAAACAUGGCCUCACUCUUGCUACUCAAACAACCAUCAAUGGUCUUCAUAACUUAGAUUUGCUUUCAUCAGCAUGGCAAGGACCUAUCUCAGUUGCAGUUUUCAGCUUAACUGAAGAUGUACCACUGGCAGUUGAAACUAUUUUACACCUUAGACGGUGCUAUCAGAAUAUCAGGUAUAAUACAAGCUUCCAUUUGGUUUAUCCUUUAAAUGGACCUACCAAUAAUGCUCUGCCUUCUUCCUAUCCAAAUGUUAAUUCCUGUGACUUUUUAUCUAACAAUUUGCAAAAAAUUAGCUUAGGCAAGAAUUAUGCUUUGGGUGUAGCUUAUCCAAAUAAUUUAUUAAGAAAUGUAGCAAGAAGAAGUGCGCUUACAGAAUUUGUUUUCAUGAUAGAUAUCGAUAUGGUGCCAAGUGAGAAUCUGCAUAAUGACUUUUUGCAAUUUGCUAAAGAGAAAAAGCUUUUCUCAGAUUCCAGUAAAGAUGACAAGACUGUUUAUGUUGUGCCAGCAUUUGAAGUCAAAGAAGAUGGUGCCAUACCUCGAACCAAAUCUGCAUUACUUCAACAAGUUGAAGCAAUGGAAGCUAGACCCUUUUAUUUUGAACUUUGUUGGAAAUGUCAGAAACAUACAGAUUAUGAAGCUUGGCAGAAGGAACCGCCUUCGAAGAAACUAGAUGUUCUAUUUGAAGUCUUGUGGAGAGAUCCUUGGGAGCCAUUUUACAUAGGACGGAAUAAUGUUCCUCUCUAUGAUGAAAGAUUUCGCCAAUAUGGUUUCAAUAGAAUUAGUCAAGUCUGUGAAUUACAUGUUGCAGGGUACAAAUUUUCAGUCUUAAACAAUGCUUUCAUUGUGCAUCGUGGUCUAAAAACUCCAAAUUCCUUUCAUAAGGACAAAGAAGUUGACCAAGAUCGAAACAGAAUUUUGUUUCGCCAAUUUAAAGUAGAAUUGAAGGAGAAGUAUCCAGAUUCUUCUCGGAAAUGUUAUUGAACUUAGUUCCUUCUAAGAAUACUCUAAUGCAUCUCAUGUCAGAAUAUAUAGUAAAUAGAUCUGAUAUCAUUUGUUUCUUUCAUCUUUUUUAUUUAAAUUAUGGGUAACAAUAAAAAUGUAAAUGUUAACAUUUAUAUACCUGCUUAAAAGUAUAAUCUCUGAUAUACUGUAUUUUAUAAUAAUUUGCUUGAACACAAAUUUAUAUUGCAGCUUUUAUGAAAGCUUGUUCUGAUACUUUUCUUUAGAUAAAUAUAAUUAAACCAUUGGUAUUUUUAAAACUUAU
Argiope bruennichi is the source of this 1763-nucleotide messenger RNA. Its product is annotated as beta-1,4-glucuronyltransferase 1-like. The transcript is spliced from 5 exons. The record is from RefSeq and is a predicted model, not a curated record. Gene Ontology annotation, molecular function: glucuronosyltransferase activity. NCBI's taxonomy places the organism in Eukaryota, Metazoa, Arthropoda, Arachnida, Araneae, Araneidae. Bases 188 to 1480 code for a protein of 430 amino acids.